Molecule: messenger RNA, 2740 nt
Organism: Coregonus clupeaformis (lake whitefish)
Lineage: Eukaryota; Metazoa; Chordata; Actinopteri; Salmoniformes; Salmonidae
Product: kelch-like protein 20
Exons: 11
Coding region: 189-2018 (609 amino acids)
Molecular function (GO): protein binding
Source: RefSeq, a predicted model, not a curated record
UGCUGUGAAAUACACAACAAUGCAAAUUUCCUGUUGAUUGGAAUUGUAUGGAAUGUCUAAAGAAAUCGUAGCUUGCGAUUCUGCAAGGUAGCUUUUGAAAUAUUGGCGAUCUGUCACUUUGCUAGACGUUCGAAUGGAAAUAUAAGGUUGGCAAAAAGUUGUGGGACCAAAGGUUGUUUUUCUUGUGCAUGGACGGAAAGCCAAUGCGCAGGGGUACGAGCGCACGCCCAGACAAUACCGGAAUGGACAUCACCGCACGCUGCACACUGGGUGACCCCAACAAGCUCCCAGAGGGUGUGCCCCAGCCGGCACGCAUGCCCUAUGUGUCGGACAAGCACCCUCGCCAGACGUUAGAGGUCAUCAAUCUGCUACGCAAGCACAGGGAACUGUGUGAUGUCGUGUUGGUGGUCGGCGCCAAAAAGAUAUAUGCCCACCGGGUGAUCCUGUCGGCCUGCAGCCCUUACUUCAGGGCCAUGUUCACAGGCGAGCUGGCCGAGAGCCGGCAGACUGAGGUUGUGAUCCGGGACAUUGACGAGCGGGCCAUGGAGCUUCUCAUUGACUUUGCCUACACCUCGCAGGUUACUGUAGAGGAGGGCAACGUGCAGACGCUGCUGCCCGCCGCUUGUCUGUUACAGCUGGCCGAGAUUCAGGAGGCUUGCUGCGAAUUUCUCAAGCGUCAGUUGGACCCCUCCAAUUGCCUGGGUAUCCGUGCAUUUGCUGACACCCACUCCUGCCGCGAGCUUCUGCGGAUAGCUGACAAGUUUACACAGCACAACUUUCAAGAGGUGAUGGAGAGUGAGGAGUUCAUGCUGCUUCCAGCCAACCAGCUGAUAGACAUAAUCUCCAGCGACGAAUUGAAUGUGCGAAGUGAAGAGCAGGUUUUCAACGCAGUCAUGGCCUGGGUCAAGUACAGCAUUCAGGAGCGCCGGCCACAGCUGCCACAGGUUCUCCAGCACGUUCGUCUUCCUCUUCUGAGCCCUAAAUUCCUGGUGGGAACGGUGGGAUCAGACCCUCUCAUCAAAAGUGAUGAGGAGUGCAGAGACCUGGUUGAUGAGGCAAAGAACUACCUCCUCUUGCCCCAAGAGCGACCUCUAAUGCAAGGGCCAAGAACACGGCCCCGGAAGCCCAUCCGGUGUGGAGAAGUGCUGUUUGCAGUUGGAGGGUGGUGCAGUGGGGAUGCCAUUUCCAGUGUGGAGCGAUACGACCCACAGACCAACGAGUGGCGCAUGGUGGCUUCCAUGAGUAAGAGGCGCUGUGGAGUGGGGGUCAGUGUCCUUGAUGAUCUUCUCUAUGCAGUCGGCGGCCAUGACGGGUCUUCAUAUCUCAACAGUGUGGAGAGGUAUGACCCCAAGACCAAUCAGUGGAGUAGUGAUGUGGCUCCCACCAGCACGUGCAGGACCAGUGUGGGUGUGGCUGUCCUGGGAGGGUAUCUGUACGCAGUAGGGGGCCAAGAUGGAGUAUCAUGUCUCAACAUUGUUGAAAGAUAUGACCCCAAGGAGAACAAAUGGACGCGCGUGGCCUCGAUGAGCACCAGGCGCCUGGGUGUAGCCGUGGCUGUACUGGGGGGCUUCCUCUAUGCAGUGGGAGGCUCUGAUGGCACGUCCCCUCUCAAUACAGUGGAGAGGUACAAUCCUCAAGAGAACCGAUGGCACACUGUCUCUCCCAUGGGCACCAGGAGGAAACACCUAGGCUGUGCAGUGUACCAAGACAUGAUCUACUCUGUAGGUGGUCGUGACGACACCACCGAGCUGAGCAGCGCUGAGCGCUACAACCCCAGGACCAACCAGUGGUCACCUGUUGUAGCCAUGACUUCAAGGCGUAGUGGGGUUGGACUAGCGGUGGUAAAUGGCCAGUUAAUGGCCGUGGGCGGCUUUGACGGGACAACAUAUCUUAAAACAAUAGAAGUCUAUGAUCCUGACGCUAACACAUGGAGACUCUACGGUGGAAUGAACUACAGGCGACUUGGAGGAGGGGUUGGUGUUAUCAAAAUGACUCACUGUGAAUCCCACAUAUGGUAACACCUCCAGUUUAAAGGCCUCACCGUCACUUGUGCCUCUGAAAGAAACAAUGUUUAUCAUGCAAGGAAGGAAGACUGAGACUAUACUAAAUGUAACUCAUCCACAGCCGUGUAAUUGGCAAGCUAAGGAAAUGUCUUGAGUGACUCUACAAGAUGUCAAGUCUGGAAGGCUUCUCAUCUAGUAGCCUAUGGUUCAUCGCUCUAUUAUGUACUUCCUGUAUUAUGACUUGACACGCCAAGGCCAAGAGGAACCAACUGAAUAGGCCUGCAUCAAUCACAUGAGGAACUAUUAUUUAUGACAUCACGGAGGCAAACACUUCAUUUCCCCUUUUUCUGUUAUUGAAAUGGGAUUCUGCAGCUGCACUUUAGGAGACAGUUCAGACUUGCUGUGUGACCUGUUAUACUAUACCAACGUUGAGUUUCCAUUUAAAUAUUAAAUGGGGCAUGAUGAAGAAUCUUCAAAGAGAACUGUUGUUUAACUGAAAAUGUAGGAUGUGGUCGCAUCGCUUCUCCUGAUCCUCAUCGUGAAUAGUUGAUGAACUUGUUAGGCAGUUGUUUGAAUCUCCUCUAAAUUGAAUGCACUGUGAUUAUGAUUAUUGUCUAAUAUUUUUUCUAUUUUUUAGCUGUUUUUAUUAGAGGUGGACACUGAGCAUAACCUGGAGUUCUACAUUCACAUCUGGGCGUCAAUUGUAAAAUUAAAAUAUAAAAUUGUUGGUCGACUAA